AUGUACCAUAUCGAACUUCUACGUGACGAUCUGGGGAAUGGAGGUGUGAAGGCACGGCUAUUGAGCCCACUUGAGAUCCAGUACCUAACUGGUUGUGUGACUCAGAAGGACGGACUAGAAAGAUACAAACAUGACCGCACCUGUAUCACCCUCCAUCUAUUGGGGUCUGAGCUUGCAUCUGGUUCUAUAACCCUAUUUGGUGGAAUAAUGAAUGUCAACGACAACCAUUGGAUAGCAUUCAUCAUUUCUACUGCUGAAUCCACUAUUUACCUUGCCGACUCCCUAUGUUGGCCAGUGGGUGGAAAUCAACACUCACACACCACUCAAGCAGCUACCAAGAUCCUCCAAUGGUGGCUUGAUGUAUCCUAUUCCAAGUCAAAUCAGUCCACAGCCCCAUUCCAGAUUGCGUGGCUCCUGAUAGCUUACCAAACAGACUCCUCAUCAUGUGGCCUCUUCACUCUCAAUGCUCUAAUGCAUCGCCUUCUCCCCGAAAAACACUCACUCCAGACUGGCAAUGGAGCACUGGCCCUACGUGCAGAAUUCCUAGAAUCAAUCCUUGACUGUCAUAUGCAACAUGUACAUACCAAACCCACCCUUCCUGCAGCACCCAUGUCUCCCCCCGCUCCCAUGUCUCCCCCCGCACCAGUGGCAGCUGCUGCACUGAAUCGCUCAGAAGAAGUACCUUACACAAGCACAUCAGAACGAGAACGGAAGCGGCUGGAUCUCACCAUUAAAGAGGAGGACAAAGGCCGUGGAUUGCUUCACUUCUUUAGCCCCACAAGCCAUGAAGAAUACCAAGCCCAGUUGGCUGCAGAGUAUGAGAGGAUGACAGAAAGACAGGAAGAACUCCGUCUUUCGGUGAGGAGAGCUGCCAUCAGAAAAGUAGAGCAGGCCCGUAAGUCAGCCAAAGAGCGACAAUGCCGCCACCGAGCAUCUCAGAAGCCAGUGGCAAAUAAAGAUGAUGAGCACAUCAAACAUGGGAGCCAUACCUGUGAAGGCGAGGUGACAGUGUCACCCAUUGUUGUCUUGAAACCGAUGGCACUGUCACGACCAUGCAUUCUGACCCAGAUGCCGGCCCUUAUUCUGUUUCAUUUUGUCACCUGA
This is a messenger RNA of Cantharellus anzutake, 1104 nucleotides long. RefSeq lists its product as uncharacterized. Bases 1 to 1104 code for a protein of 367 amino acids. The transcript is spliced from 2 exons. Gene Ontology annotation, biological process: proteolysis. Lineage: Eukaryota; Fungi; Basidiomycota; Agaricomycetes; Cantharellales; Hydnaceae. Gene Ontology annotation, molecular function: cysteine-type peptidase activity. The record is from RefSeq and is a predicted model, not a curated record.